Messenger RNA from Myotis lucifugus (little brown bat), 918 nucleotides. It is a transcript of the gene CIMAP1D, whose product is annotated as outer dense fiber of sperm tails 3 like 2. NCBI's taxonomy places the organism in Eukaryota, Metazoa, Chordata, Mammalia, Chiroptera, Vespertilionidae. The transcript is spliced from 5 exons. The record is from RefSeq and is a predicted model, not a curated record. Gene Ontology annotation, cellular component: cytoplasmic microtubule; cytoskeleton. The coding region runs from base 1 to 918 and encodes 305 amino acids.
AUGGGGACCCUCAGCUGCGACCCCACUCCGCGGCAGACCCCAGCGCCCCUGGGUCGGCGGUGCACAGAGUGCCAGAUCCCAGAGACCGGCCUGAGGAAGACCUGCAGGAUGGCCACCUUGGAGAACGGGUCCGGGCCAGGCUUGUACGCCCUGCCGUCCACUGUCGGCUACAUCAACCACGACUGCACCAGGGUGGCCAGUCCUGCCUACUCCCUCCUCCGGAGGCCCAGCCAGGCUUCUCCACAGGACUCCAGCCCUGGGCCAGUCUACUUCCUGGACCCAAAAGUCACCCGGUUUGGCCGAAGCUGCGCUCCUGCCUACUCCAUGCAGGGCAGGGGCAAAUCUCGAGGUCUGGAGGUGACACCCGGCCCUGGGGCCUACAGCCCGGAGAAGGUGGCCCCCGUGCGCCAGCGGACCCCCCCGGCUUUCACCCUGGGCUCCCGCCUGCGUCCACCGCCCCUGGACACCUCAGCCCCCGCCCCCAAUGCCUACACUCUGCCGUCUCUCUGGGGUGCCCAGAUCUUCAUCAAGCCCAGUAGCCCCAGCUACACAGUGGUGGGCCGCACACCUCCUAUCCGCCCCCCACAGGACCCCACUGAGAUACCAGGCCCAGGCCAGUAUGAGAGCUCAGACCCCAAUGCCUACCGUCAGCGCCCGCCUGCCUUCACCAUGCUGGGGCGGCCCCGGGCCCCACAUCCCCUAGAUGAGACUCCUGGCCCUGGCACCCACAGCCCCGAGCGGGUCACGGUGACCAAAGCCAGAGCCCCGGCAUUCACCAUGGGCAUCCGACACUCCAAACGGGCCACCACCAUGGCCCCGGACACACCAGCACCCUUCCGCCUUUGGGGGACAGAAUGCAGGCAUGCCAGGCGCCUUCAGGGAGAUUUCCUACCCCCUGAAGCCACCUACGUCCUCUAA